Molecule: messenger RNA, 1686 nt
Organism: Besnoitia besnoiti
Lineage: Eukaryota; Apicomplexa; Conoidasida; Eucoccidiorida; Sarcocystidae
Exons: 10
Coding region: 1-1686 (561 amino acids)
Biological process (GO): nuclear-transcribed mRNA poly(A) tail shortening
Cellular component (GO): nucleus; cytoplasm; CCR4-NOT complex
Molecular function (GO): poly(A)-specific ribonuclease activity
Source: RefSeq, a predicted model, not a curated record
AUGGUGGCGUGCCAUUUCUCUUCUCUGCCACACUCUCCUCUCGUGCCUAGCUUUGCUUCCACUCUUGUGGCUCCACAGCGACGACGACUCGCUCUGCGCCCGUCUUCGCUCUCUCUCUCUGCCUCACCUCUCCCGCGAUGGAGCCCCGAGGGCGGGUCGCGGGCUCCAUGCUCGCCGGCUGCAUCGCGCAAGGCUCGGUCCUCCGUUUUCUUUCCUCUCUCUUGCUUUUCAUUUUCCUAUGCCGCAGAGUCUCCGGCCUCAUCCGUCCUCUCCUCUGUCUCGCGGCCCCGCGCAGUCUCUCGUUCGCCUUCUGUCUGCGGCGCAGACUCCGCGCCUGCUUCGCUUGCAGCUGUAGCUCCGGGGAGCUCGCCUGCCUCGCUAUCGGCCUCUGCAGCUUCUUCUCUCUCGUCAAGUGCGGUGGCGUCCGCGCGGCUGUCGGCUCCGUGUCUCGCUGUCACCUUCGCCUCGCGCGCUCAAGGUGACGCCGGCAGCGCGGCCUCCGCGUCUGUCCGCGUUCUCACAUACAACAUCCUCCACCGACUCGACGCCCGCCGCGCGCGGUUUUUCGCCUACUGUCAGCCGGCACACCUGCAGAGCGAGAGGCGCCUCGCGGCCGUGGGCGGUGAACUCCAGUCUCUCCUCCCCGACGUCGCGUGUCUGCAGGAGGUCGAGAGAGAGUCGCUCUCCUUCUUGAUCCGGCGCUUGAGCGAUGAUGGAUACGCCUGCGCAGUCUCGCUCUUCACGGAGAAGGGCAGCCUCGGCGACGGAUGCGCCUUGCUCUACAGAGCGACAGAGCUGGAACUGAUUGACACUCACACGUUUCGAUUCAGCGCCCUCGUCGACGAUUUUUUUCCCUACCAGAAAACCACGCGGGAUCAGAUGACGCUGGCCUUCUGGCGGCGGGUGAAGGAAAAGCGGAAUAUGGCUGUCGUCGCCGGAUUCCGCAUCAAGAAGACUGACCAGGUCGUGUACGUCUGCUCCACGCAUCUCUUCUGGGACCCGCGCCAGCCGGACGUGAAGCUCCUCCAGGCUUUUCUGCUUCUCGGCGGCCUGCGCCGCUAUGUCGAGGCGCAGGAAGCUCGGCGCGCGGAGAGAAGCCACGCAGAGCCAAGCGCAGACGCGGAGACUACGGAGGACAGGCAGAAACGAAACACCGGCGACUCAGAGGCCGUGCGGGCGGCAAACCAAGCCAAAGCUGAAGACUGGAGGAACGCAACGUCGCCGGGGGUGCCCCUGAUAAUCGGCGGCGACUUCAAUUCGAUGCCUUCGCAGACGGUCACCCGCGGCGACCGGAAUGCGCAAGAUGGGGGCGGAGCAGAGCGGAAGGAAGCGAGGCGAUGCUCCAGCGGAGUCUACCAAUUGAUGACGACAGGCCUCGUGCUGCCCUCCCACCUGGAACAUCCUGUCAGCUUUCAUUCGACUCUGGCUACCGGCGCGGUGCCUGCCCUCGUCCUGCGUCCUCUGCGGAGUGCAUACAAAGAGGUCCUGGGCGCGGAGCCGCGGUUCACGAACUACACGCGAGACUUCCAAGGCUGCCUCGAUUACCUUUUCUUCGAAAACGCCGUGGCGAAGGCUGUCCUGAGUGUGCCUGAGGAGAGUGAGCUCAAAAGAGAAGUUGCUUUGCCGAAUUCACGGUUUCCCUCGGAUCAUGUGGCGCUGAUGGCGGACUUCGCUCUGCCGCCCUGA